UACAACGCGAUCUUUGUUUUGUUUGCCAGCGCAGAAAAUUUUCAUUAUCAAGAAUCAAAAAAUUGGAAAAAUUUCGAUUUCGUAUCAUUUGCUGUUUGCUUGGUCAAUUUUGAUAUUGUAAUGUCAGAAUACGAAGUUGCCAAGAAAGGAAAACUGGUUUUGAAAGGUGAAAAGAAAGGUUUGAAACGUAAGAAGAAACAUAAAGACAAGAAAGAGAAAUCAGAAGGGAAACACGCAGACACAGAUCUUGCUUCACACGGAGGCUGGUGUAAAGCAGACCUGGUCAGUGAUAUCACAGGCAACAUAUGUAUUGAAUUCGGCAAUCACACCUAUAUUAAAGCUCUAGAUAAUGGAUGUUUUACUAUUGGCCCUCCUCAUGAUGAAGGAGACGGACCAUCUCCUGAAGAAGUCCUGACCGCUGUUGUUAUUAGUGAAACUAAGGUAGCUUUCAAAUCUGGUUAUGGCAAAUACUUGGGUUACAACAAGGAUGGAUCUGUUAUUGGCAAAGCAGACGCUAUCGGUCCAUUGGAACAGUGGGAACCUAUAUUUCAAGAUGGUAAGCUAGCCUUACUAAGCAGUAACGGAUGUUUUAUGUCGAUACAAGAUUCAGAUGAUUCGGUCGUUGUAACCAGUAGAAAAGCUGGCGAUAAAGAAAUAGUUCAAGUUCGUUAUUUCGCCGCAGACCGAGAAAAAGAUCCUUUAGAAGACAUCCCAGUUGAGGAAAGAGGCGAUUUGAAGGAGGUUGAAAUGAAUUACGUCAAAAAAUUCCAAAAAUUUCAAGACAAAAAACUACGUGUUUGUUCCGGAGGAUACGUUAAACUGAAGAAAGCUAAAGACGAAGGAAAACUACACGAAGCUUUUCUAGAUCGAAGAUGCUCUAUGAAAUCAGACAGAGGAUGUAAAUAAUUCGCUAGACGACAAAAGAAAGAAAUCGAAUAUUAUUAAUUAUAAUUUUAACAUUACAUUAUUUAGUUUUACAAUAAA
Planococcus citri (citrus mealybug) is the source of this 984-nucleotide messenger RNA. RefSeq names its product FSHD region gene 1 (gene FRG1). The coding region runs from base 121 to 906 and encodes 261 amino acids. Gene Ontology annotation, cellular component: striated muscle dense body; catalytic step 2 spliceosome; nucleolus. The record is from RefSeq and is a predicted model, not a curated record. The transcript is spliced from 6 exons. Gene Ontology annotation, molecular function: actin filament binding. Lineage: Eukaryota; Metazoa; Arthropoda; Insecta; Hemiptera; Pseudococcidae.